UGGGAAGAAUGUCCCUUACAUUGGGGGUCAGUGGGAAGAAUGCUCCUUAUAUUGGGGGUCAGUGGGAAGAAUGUCCCUUACAUUGGGGGUCAGUGGGAAGAAUGUCCCUUACAUUGGGGGUCAGUGAGAAGAAUGCCCCUUACAUUGGUGGUCAGUGGGAAGAAUGUUCCUUACAUUGGUAGUCAGUAAUGAUCCUUACAUUGGUGGUCAGUGGGAAGAAUGUUCCUUACAUUGGUGGUCAGUGUGAAGAACAUCCCUUAGAUUGGUGGUCAGUGGGAAGAAUGUCCCUUACAUUGGGGGUCAGUGGGAAGAAUGCUCCUUACAUUGGGGGUCAAUGAGAAGAACGCUCCUUACAUUGGGAGUCAAUGGGAAGAAUGCUCCUUACAUUGGGGGUCAGUGGGAAGAAUGCUCCU
Staurois parvus is the source of this 413-nucleotide messenger RNA. The record is from the annotation of a GenBank genome assembly. NCBI's taxonomy places the organism in Eukaryota, Metazoa, Chordata, Amphibia, Anura, Ranidae.